Messenger RNA from Diaporthe citri, 819 nucleotides. RefSeq lists its product as uncharacterized. NCBI's taxonomy places the organism in Eukaryota, Fungi, Ascomycota, Sordariomycetes, Diaporthales, Diaporthaceae. Bases 1 to 819 code for a protein of 272 amino acids. Gene Ontology annotation, molecular function: hydrolase activity. The transcript has 2 exons. The record is from RefSeq and is a predicted model, not a curated record.
AUGAUCAAGCCAUUGCUCCUCUCCGGCCUCGCCGCCGCGGCCGCGGCCCAGACCACGAACACGAGCUCGCAGGCAUGCGUCACGGGCAACGCGGUGCACCUGAUCGUGGCGCGCGCCUCCCUCGAGCCGCCCGGGUUCGGCGUCCUGGCCAACAUCUCGACGCGCGUGAUCGAGCAGCUGCCCGGGUCCAACGCCGAGGCCGUCGUCUACCCGGCCACGCUGGACGGCUACCAGAACUCGGAGGGCCAGGGCGUCGCCGCCAUGACGCAGCUGGUCAACAGCUACGCCCAGGCGUGCCCGGGCAGCAGGAUGGUCCUCAUGGGGUACUCGCAGGGCGCGCAGGUCGCCGCGGACACGGUGUGCGGCUCGACGAUCAGCGGGUUCGCCCAGACGCAGGCUGUCUCGAAGGAUGUUACCGACAAGGUUGCCGCGAUUGUGUUGAUGGGCGACCCGACGCACGUUGUGAACCAGCCCUUUGAUCAGGGAACUUCAACAAAGAAUGGGGUCUUCCCCCGUACCGAUAGUUCCGGCUGUGCCGCCGUGACGAACAAGAUGGUCUCGUUCUGCAACGCCAAUGAUACCUUUUGCGACUCAGGCCAGAACCUCACGGUGCACCUGUCCUACGUCCAGGACAACGGGACCUCGGCCGUCAACUUCGUCACUGAGAAAGUCAAGGGUGGGUCCGGAAGCAGCAACAGCUCCGGCUCCACCUCCGGAUCCGGGUCGGGAGCCGUGACGACCAACGCUGCAGCGCGGGUGGUAGCAGCUCCGAGAGGAUUUGCGCUGUUGGCCGGAGCCGCGAGGAUGCUGGCACACUAG